CUCGGUGCAGUGCACAGAUGUUUGAUAACGUUAGAUAAAAUUGGAUGAAAUUGAGAAUUUCGAAAUGUAAUUAUAUAUACUGAAAGAGCAUUUAGAAAAAGCAAUCACGUCAGUGUGGGAUUAUUAGUUGACACUGUGUCAAAAAAUUGGAUAUCUUCGACGUAAAAAACCGUGCUCCAGGCAUCCAUGUACAUACACAUUGACAGGCACAAAAUGUCAAUGAAGAUUUGACGUGCUAAAAAACAGGAUCUCACGAGAACAUCUCAACACAAUGGAUCUGGCUAAAUCAUUUUUUAAUGUUCGCGAUCAUGAUGGCUAUGUCGGGAAAGAGGAACAUAACAAAAAUCUGGAAGCAGCUGUCUCUGAAGAUGAGGUUGAAGUAGAAAUUGAAGGUUUAUGCGAUGAAACUUUGUCACCAGCACCAGGUGGUCCAUUUUCAGCAUUAACUCCAUCUAUGUGGCCACAGGAUAUUUUAGCUAAAUUGAAUCAACCCGAUGAUCCAAAUUCACAGCCUGAAUAUAGGUUUGAUGAAUUUGGCUUUCGUGUGGAGGAGGAAGAUGGACCUGAACAGAGUUCGAAAAAGUUAUUGGGAAUACCAUUUGUUGAAGAUCCUCAACACAGAUUGCAAUGGGUUGCUCUGUUAGAAUUUAGUCAUAAUAAAGAAGUAGCAGAACUCUCUUGGCAAAAUAUGGAUCGAAGAUUACCUCGCACAGAUAAAUUGCGUGAAAUGGUUCGGCGUGGAAUACCUCAUUCUUUGAGACCUCAAAUUUGGAUGCGCAUGUCAGGAGCACUCCAGAAAAAAUGUUCGUCGGAAAUAAUGUACAAAGAUUUAGUAAAAGCCUCAAGUAUUGAUACUUUAAUGACCAAUAAACAAAUAGAGAAAGAUCUCCUUCGUAUUAUGCCAGCCAAUGCAUGUUUUAGUCAUCUUCAUAGUACUGGUAUACCUCGUUUAAGGCGUGUUAUGCGUGCCUUAGCUUGGUUAUAUCCUGAUAUUGGUUAUUGCCAAGGCACAGGUACAAUAGCAGCAUCAUUAUUAUUGCUUUUGGAAGAGGACAAUGCAUUUUGGAUGAUGGCAACAAUAGUAGAAGAUUUGUUGCCAGCUUCUUAUUACUCUUCAACAUUGUUGGGUAUUCAAGCUGACCAAAAGGUGCUUCGCACAUUAGUAACAAAUUAUCUUCCUGAUAUAGAUCAUGUUUUGGCACUACACGACAUAGAAUUAAGUCUCAUAUCUUUGCACUGGUUUCUGACUUUAUUUGCAUCAGUUGUACACAUGAAGAUAUUAUUGCGAAUAUGGGAUAUGUUUCUCUUUGAUGGAUCUAUAGUUUUAUUUCAAAUCACACUUGGAAUGUUGAAAAUAAAAGAAACAGAUUUAAAACAAUUGGAGAAUUCUGCACAAAUAUUUAAUGCUCUCUCAGACAUCCCAGGUGACAUUGAUGAUGUGGAUCAAUUAUUUAAUGUAUCUUUAGAAGUUAGUGGAUCAUUAACAGAUGUAUUAGUUGAAACUCAUAGACGUCGUCAUUUAGCAUAUUUAAUGGCUGAUCAAGGUGGAUUGGUAGGGAAUCCCGAUGCGGUACCAAAUUUACCGAAACAACACUUGAAUAGACGUCAAAUGAAGCGAAGUAAAUCAAUGUUACAAACAAUUUUGUUUGGAAAUGAUGAUAGUGAAGAUGAUGCAAAAUCUAAAAAUAUACGUCAAACAGAAAUUCUAGUCGAUUUAAGGGAAGCUGUUUUACAAGUUGCAAGACACUUCAUAAAUGUGGAUCCAAAAUUAAAUAAUAUUGUUCUCAUAGCAGAUUAUACUAUGGAAAGUCAUGCAAAAGAUCAUGACAAUUAUGUCAACGUAUCCCGAACGCGAAAGAGAAGAGCCAAAGCUUUAUUAGAUUUCGAGAGACACGAUGACGAUGAGCUUGGUUUUCGAAAGAACGAUAUAAUUACGAUAAUUAGUCAGAAAGAUGAACAUUGUUGGGUAGGAGAACUCAAUGGACUAAGAGGAUGGUUUCCUGCAAAGUUUGUAGAAUUGCUAGACGAACGAAGUAAACAAUAUACAUGCGCCGGAGAUGAUGCAGUUAGCGAAGCUGUUACCGACUUAGUAAGAGGUACAUUGUGUCCCACCAUAAAAGCAGUAUUAGAGCAUGGAAUGAAGAGACCGUCAUUUUUGGGCGGACCAUGUCAUCCAUGGUUAUUUAUAGAAGAAGCCUCUAAUAGAGAAGUGGAGAAGGAUUUUAAUUCUGUUUAUAGUCGAUUAGUAUUGUGCAAAACGUAUAGAUUGGACGAAGAUGGUAAAGUUCUGACGCCGGAAGAGUUAUUAUAUCGUUGUGUUCAAUCUAUAAAUCUAACACAUGAUAAUGCACAUGCUCAGAUGGAUGUAAAAUUACGCUCUCUCAUCUGUCUUGGUUUGAAUGAACAAGUACUUCAUUUAUGGUUAGAAGUUUUAUGUUCCUGUGUAGAAGUAGUACAAAAAUGGUAUCAUCCAUGGAGUUUCAUAAAUAGUCCAGGUUGGGUACAAAUCAAAUGUGAAUUGAGAAUUCUAAGCCAAUUUGCAUUUAAUUUGAAUCCCGACUGGGAACUACCACCCAAGAAGGAACAAUCGCAACCUUUAAAAGAUGGGGUUCGAGAUAUGCUAGUCAAACAUCAUUUAUUUAGUUGGGAUCUUUAGCAUAUAUAAUUCUCUGAUUAAUGAGAUAUUACUGAAUAAAAAAUGUAGUGAA
Molecule: messenger RNA, 2708 nt
Organism: Cataglyphis hispanica
Lineage: Eukaryota; Metazoa; Arthropoda; Insecta; Hymenoptera; Formicidae
Product: small G protein signaling modulator 3 homolog
Exons: 15
Coding region: 272-2656 (794 amino acids)
Molecular function (GO): protein binding
Source: RefSeq, a predicted model, not a curated record